Erythranthe guttata (spotted monkey flower) is the source of this 2432-nucleotide messenger RNA. The record is from RefSeq and is a predicted model, not a curated record. NCBI's taxonomy places the organism in Eukaryota, Viridiplantae, Streptophyta, Magnoliopsida, Lamiales, Phrymaceae.
AAUUUUUUUUUAACCCCCGCCGGAAAAGCAAGUAUACCGAGGAGUCGUGUCGUGUGUCGUCCCCAUGGCGGAGGAUUUCGAGGCGGCGGUGGAGCAGGGGCUGCGCCUCUCCAAGAGGGUAUAUUACGGCAAGAACAGGGCGGUGGCGCCGCCGAAGACACCGUCGGAUAUGGAUAGAUGCGCCGGAGAUUCUUACCUCCCGACUUGUCCCAUGCUUUACGCCGUGAUCGCCGACCCGGCGAUCGUGGACAACCCGGAUAUGCCGAGCUACCAGCCGUACGUGCACGGGAGGUGCGAUCCUCCGGCGCUGAUUCCGCUACAGAUGAACGGAGUUUCGUUGGUGGUGGAUUGUUAUUUGGAAACGGCGUUUGUUACCGUCAGCGCCACGUGGCGGGUGCAUUGCGUUAUGGGCAGCCGGAGCUGUGAUUGCCGCCUCGUUGUCCCCAUGGGUGAACAGGGUUCAGUUCUAAAUGUUGAUGUUGAGGUACCCAUGAAAUCAUACAGUACUCAACUAACCACAACCGACAACGAAAUCGGUGACGAAAACGCGGCAAAAAUCGCCUUUUUAAAACCCCAUAUUUUCGAUCUUACUAUCCCAAAGAUUGAUGGAGGGACAAAUAUUUCAGUUAAAAUCAAAUGGUCUCAAAAAUUAGUGUAUCGUGCCGGCCAGUUCACCUUGAAUAUCCCGUUUAAUUUUCCGGGGUAUGUAAUCCCUGCUGGAACGAAGAUUCCGAAACAUGAAAAGAUAGAGCUGAAUGUUAACUCUGGUCCCGGAACGGAUAUUUUGCGUAAAACAAUGAGUCAUCCAUUGAAGGAGCAAUUCGUGCGAGCAGGGGAAUUGAGCUUUCUGUACAACUCCGACGUUCAUUCGUGGUCGAGCCGCGACUUUGUCUUCACAUACAGAUUAUCUUCGACUGAUCACAUAAACGGCACAGUGUUCUUGAAUCCUCCGUUAUUACAAGACGUUGAUCGAAGACACGUGUUCUGUUGCUACCUUUUUCCCGGAAAGAAGCAGAGUGAAAAGGUUUUCAGACGAGAAGUGGUAUAUGUCGUUGAUAUAAGUGGAAGUAUGAGGGGUGAACCGAUCGAGGACACCAAAAAAGCCCUUCUCUCCGAGCUAGCAAAUCUUGAUCCGCAAGACUUGUUCAAUGUGAUUGCGUUCAACGAAGAAACAUACUCGUUUUCUUCGUCUCUUAAGCAAGCAACUUCAGCAUCAAUCGAAAGCGCCACUCAGUGGGUCGCUUCGAAUUUUGUUGCUAACGGUGGUACAAAUAUCCUGCUCCCACUAAAUCAGGCAAUCGAGAUGUUGUCCGAUACUCACAAAAACUCCAUCCCGAUAAUUUUCCUUAUCACAGAUGGGGCCGUCGAAAAUGAGAGACAUAUUUGCGACACUAUGAAAACUCAGCUAACAAAUCGAAAUCGAAAAAGCUUAUCCCCACGAAUAUACACACUCGGCAUAGGUACAUUCUGCAAUCAUUAUUUUCUCCGAAAGCUUGCAACACUCAGUGGGGGAGUUCACGAAGCUGCUACAGACGUCCAAUCAAUUGAGCUUCGAAUGGGAAAGCUAUUUGCUAGAGCAUCUUCGAUCCUACUCGCAAACAUCGUUUUCGAGAAUCUCGACGAAGUCGAUGAUCUUGAGGUUUAUCCUCGUCGGAUUUCAGACCUUUCGUCUGAAAGUCCCUUAACUGUGUGGAGCAGAUACCGCGGGGAAUUUCCGACGACCCUUAAAGUUAAAGGUACCCUUCCAGAUAUGAGCAGUUUUUCGUUAAAUCUGAAAGCGCAAAAUGCAAAGGAAAUACCUCUUCACAAGAUGUUAGCUAAGCAAGAGAUUGACAUACUAACAACCGAGGCUUGGUAUUCAGACAAUAAACAGCUCAAGGAGAAGAUAGAAAAUAUGAGUGUUCAAAAUGGCACCAUUUCCGAAUACACACACAAGAUUCUGCUCGAGACCGAGCGAAUAAAAACAACUGCGGAUUCAGACACUGUCCGAAAGGUCUCGACCAAAAAAGUUGAUACUCGCAAGACGCAAGAUUCAAAACAUCCAAGAAUAAUAGCACGGGACAACAACGGCGUCGGUUUCGGCAAUUUAAGUGCGACAAAAGAAAACGUACCUCCGGGCCCCACUAACCCUAACCCCGGCGACGCUGCAGAAGUUUUUGUAAGAGGAGCUUCUAGCUGCUAUAGCAAACUCUGCAACGACUGCUGCGGCUGCAUGUGCUUUAUACAAACGUGCUCGAAGAUUAACGAUCAAGCUGCUAUUUUACUCACUCAGCUCUGCGCUUCAUUGGCUUGUUUAGGUUGUUAUGCGUGCUGCUGUAGUGGAGAUGGGUAACAACAAUAUAUAAUAGUUUGUCUGAAUUUUUUUCGGAUUUAUGUAUAUAAAUAUAUAUAUAGUUACACUUCAUGCUCUGUAGUGAUAUUUUGUUCGUGUU